Molecule: messenger RNA, 2133 nt
Organism: Trichoderma atroviride IMI 206040
Lineage: Eukaryota; Fungi; Ascomycota; Sordariomycetes; Hypocreales; Hypocreaceae
Source: RefSeq, a predicted model, not a curated record
AUGGCUCCCCUCACACUCGGCUACAACGACAAGCAUCCAUUCACCCAAGUCCCCAUCACAGAUCGCUCAUCUGUCCAGGAGCUCCUCCGAACGCUCCUCGAUCCCCUCGAGCCCUUCUUCUCCCCGCAAAAAGCCCUCGUCAAAUGCCCCGGAGCCACGGCCGUCAGAUUCGACCAGAGGGCGUCUGAAGUAGAAGGCUUUUUCCGGCCGCUAUGGGGCCUGGCGUGUCUGCUGGCCGGAGGCGGCGAGUAUCGCCUCACGGAGUGGUGGAUUCGGGGCAUCAGUGCUGGGACUGAUCCCGAGAGCCCAGAGUACUGGGGCUUUCCGCGUGAUAAUGACCAGAGAAUGGUUGAGAUGUGCCCAUUUGGAUUCGCGCUGGCCGUCGCCCCAGAUCUUUGGAAAGGUCUUUCAACAAAAGAACGAGCUAAUGUCGAGAAUUGGCUGGGAAAUUCUAUCAAUGAGAAAAACAUGCCCAACACGAAUUGGCUCUGGUUCCGCGUCUUUGCCAACCUCGGUCUCAAGCAAAACGGAGCCAAAUACUCGGAAGAACGGCUAGAAAGCGAUAUCAAGCACCUCGAUACCUUUUAUCGAGGAGAUGGCUGGUCCAACGACGGUCCUGAGGGCAUCCAUCAAAUGGACUAUUACUCCUCCAGCUUCGCCAUCCACUUCCUCCAGCUCCUCUACGCCAAACUCGCCGGCGAGUCGGACCCUUCUCGCGCAAAAGAGUUCAAGCACCGCGCCCAGAUCGCCGCUCUGGACCUCGCACACUACUACGAUGUCGAAGGCCGGGCCAUCACUUUUGGCCGCAGCUUGGUCUACCGCUUUGCCAUGGUCUCCUUUUGGGGCGCCAUGGCUUACGCCGAUGUCGACCUCCCGGCGCCCUUGACGUGGGGCAUGGUCAAGGGCAUCGUGCUGCGUAAUCUACGGUGGUGGCAGACCAAGAACGACAUCUGGACGUCGAGUGGGACGCUGUCGCUCGGGUUUGCGUACCCGAGCAUGUAUGUACGUAUUACCGAAAACUACAACAGUCCUGGCAGUCCAUACUGGUCAUGCUUAGCCUUCAUCUGCCUAGCAGUUCCGGAACAGCAUCCGUUCUGGACGUCCAAAGAGGAGCCCAUUAGCCUCCAGAUACCAAAAGUCAAAGCCAUCCGACAACCAGGUCACAUUACUAGCUACCUUGGCGGACAUUGCAUGCUUCUGUCUUCGGGCCAAGCCUGUGGCUAUCCAAUGAAGGCCACGCAUGCCAAAUAUGGAUGCUUCGCGUACAGCAGCGCCUUUGGAUACUCGGUGCCAUCCGGGCUUUUCUCCUUGGAGCAAUAUGCGCUGGCAUCACAGCUGGGGCUUUCGGACGACGGUGGCGAAUACUGGAAAACGCGGAGGCUGUCAGAGUACGCCGCCAUCGAAGAGCGAGACGGCCAGCCCAUUCUCGUUUCAGUAUGGAAGCCUUUUUCCGACGUCAAGGUCAAGACGCUGUUAGUGCCUCCAGCUGAGGAAACCCCGAAUUGGCAUCUGCGAGUACAUCACAUCCAAGCCGGCCGAGAGGUCAUGACGGCGGAUGGCUCGUUUGCCAUCCUCAACGUCAACUCGGAAAACGGCAGAUAUCUGGACCUGUACGACGCAUCCAAGUGCGAAGGCACCAGCCCCAAGAUCAUUGGCAACUACGAUCUCAACUCUCCGGCGGGCUGGGACACGGGCAUCAACGGAGCCUUUGCCGCGGCGCCGAACCGCGGAGCCGUGGGCAUCAAGGCGCUCGAGGAGGGCGGACGGCAGGCCAUGCUGGUCAACGCCGACCCCAACACGAACCUCAUGGACAGUCGGACGACAAUACCGACGCUGCAGCACACGAUCCCGCAGGGUCACGGGGUGUGGUACGUUUCUGCAGUCUAUGCCAGGCCGGCGGGUGACGGCGUGCCCAAGGAGAGCUAUCUCGAUGGAUGGAACAAGCCGCCGGCGAUCCCAGCGUGGCUAGCUUUGGAGAUGGCAGCAGCUUAGAGCGGGAUGUAACGGUGCACAUGUGGAUGUGGCUUUUUCUUGCCAUUGAAACCAAGUAGUAGCUGUGUAGAUGGAAACCGUGUUAGAUAUUGUGAUGAGUAUUUGAAGAGAGCGCCGUUGAAAUUGAGCCUCAUCUCAUCU